This is a messenger RNA of Coregonus clupeaformis (lake whitefish), 1403 nucleotides long. RefSeq names its product hyaluronan and proteoglycan link protein 1. The transcript has 4 exons. The record is from RefSeq and is a predicted model, not a curated record. Gene Ontology annotation, molecular function: hyaluronic acid binding. Gene Ontology annotation, biological process: cell adhesion. Lineage: Eukaryota; Metazoa; Chordata; Actinopteri; Salmoniformes; Salmonidae. The coding region runs from base 197 to 1261 and encodes 354 amino acids.
CUAAAGAGCCCAAACUUUCCAGUAGCUCCACCAGGGUUACUGGCACACCUCAUAAAAGAAGGAAAGAACAAAAGAAAGAAAACAAACAAACUCUUGAUUCUGACACAUUUGUUACAUAGCUAAUUAGUGUGACUUUUCUUUUUGAAUUUCUUUGCAUUUCUAGUGGAGGCCCCUUGGUGUGAAAAAAAAAGAGAAAAUGAUAGCUCUGCUUUGCACCGCUUUGCUUUCCCUGACCCUGGCCAGCAGUGUGCACAGUGAUACCAACAGCACUGCUUCUACACCAGUCUACACAGCAGAGACUGAACUUGGUGAUCAGAACCGGGUGUUUGCCAGUCGCGGCUCCAACAUCACUCUACCAUGCCGGCUCCACCGCCAGCAUGGGAUGUCCUUCGGCCGCAUGGGCAUGAGGAUCAAGUGGACCAAGCUGUCUGCGGACGGGUCACUAGAGGAGGAUGUGCUGGUGUCCAUGGGGUUCCACAAGAAGAGCUACGGCAGCUUCCUGGGCCGUGUCCACCUGCUGGAGGCUGACGAUAAUGAUGCCUCACUGCUCAUCAACGACGUGUCCCUGGACGACAUGGGAAAGUUCAGUUGUGAGGUCAUUGAUGGCAUGGAUGAUGUCAUCCAUGAGGUUACCUUGGAGGUGCAAGGUAGUGUAGGCUACAGCGAUGGUGUGGUGUUCCCUUACUCCCCACGGCUUGGCCGAUACAACCUCAACUUCCACGAUGCUGAGCAGGCUUGCCUGGACCAGGACUCUGUGGUGGCCUCCUUCGACCAGCUCUACGAGGCCUGGAGGAGUGGCCUUGACUGGUGCAAUGCCGGUUGGCUUACCGACGGCUCUGUGCAGUACCCCAUAACCAACCCCAGAGGGGCCUGCGGAGGUGUCAACUCCGGGGCGGGCCUGAGGAACUACGGCCAGCGUGACAAGUCCAAGAGCCGUUACGACGUCUUCUGCUUCACCUCUGCCCUCAACGGCCACUUCUACUGGCUGGUACAGCCUGACAAGCUAACGUUCAACGAGGCUGUUCAGGCGUGCCAGGAUGACGGAGCUGAGAUCGCCAAGGUGGGCCAGAUGUACGCUGCAUGGAAGCUGAACGGUUAUGACCGCUGCGACUCUGGCUGGCUGGCUGACGGCAGCGUUCGCUACCCCAUCUCCAGACCCCGCAGGAACUGCAGCCCGACAGAGGCGGCCGUGCGCUUCGUGGGAUUCCCCGACAAAAAACAAAAGCUCUUCGGUGUCUACUGCUUCAAGGGACAGCAGUGAAGAGGAAAGAGCUUAGCCAUGAGCACCAAACCCAUAUAACCACCAAAUAAAAACAACAAUGACAACAACAACACCAAUAAACAAAAGAUGCAUGUCAGGACUUAAUUUGCAUGAAGUAGCAUCAGCUCAUUAACUUACCAAA